This is a messenger RNA of Morus notabilis, 3061 nucleotides long. RefSeq names its product ABC transporter F family member 4. Gene Ontology annotation, molecular function: ATP hydrolysis activity; ATP binding. The transcript is spliced from 3 exons. The record is from RefSeq and is a predicted model, not a curated record. Lineage: Eukaryota; Viridiplantae; Streptophyta; Magnoliopsida; Rosales; Moraceae. Bases 564 to 2744 code for a protein of 726 amino acids.
CAUGAGGGUGACUUAGCAUGUCUUGAAAGCACUCGUAUGAAUAGGAGAACAUUUACUAUCCUAUGUAACUACCUUAGAACCAUUGGCAAUUUGAGGGGAACAAAAAAUAUGGAUGUUGAAGAGUUGGUAGCUGUAUUCCUACAUAUAUUAGCUCAUGAUCAAAAAAAUAGGAUUAUGAAACGCCUAUUUGCACGCUCGGGUGAAACAAUAAGUAGACAAUUCAAUAUUGUCUUAAAAGCAGUGUUACGUCUCCAUGAAGUAUUGCUAAAAAGGCCAGAGCCAGUUCAAGAAAAUUCCAUGGACGAAAGAUGGAAAUGGUUUAAGAACUGUUUGGGAGCACUUGAUGGAACAUACAUCAAGGUCAAUGUGUCUGCAGCGGACACGCCUAGGUACCGUUCUAGAAAGGGUGAAAUUGCUACCAACAUGUUGGGAGUAUGCUCUCAAGAUAUGCAAUUUAUAUAUGUAUUGCCCGGAUGGGAGAGUUCCGCAGCUGACUCAAGAGUUUUACGAGAUGCUUUAUCUAGGAGGAAUGGGUUGAAAGUUCCACAAGAUCUGUCUCUGCAAUGGGGAAAAAGAAGACAGAAGAUGCCGGUGGAGCGGUGAAGGCUAAGACUGGCAGCUCUAAAGAUGGAAAGAAACUUGCUGUCUCUGCUAUACUGGCUGGCAUGGACCCGAAGCCUGAUAAGCCCAAGAAAGGAUCUUCCUCAAGCACAAAGGUGAAAACAGCUCCAAAAGUUUCAUCUUAUACCGAUGGUAUAGACCUUCCUCCCUCUGACGAGGAAGAGGACUAUGCUUCGGAAGAAGAACAACAAGAAGUUGAUGCACACAAACGAUCCAAUCAGCAGAAAAUACCUGAUUCCAAGAUCCUUGAUGUGUCAAUAACAGACAAAGAGUUAAAAAAGCGUGAAAAGAAGGAUCUUCUUGCUGCCCAUGUUGUUGAGCAGGCAAAGAAGGAGGCUCUUAAAGAUGACCAUGAUGCGUUCACUGUUGUUAUUGGAAGUCGGGCUUCAGUUCUAGAUGGGGAAAAUGAUCUUAAUGCUAAUGUCAAGGAUAUAACAAUUGAGAAUUUUUCUGUGGCAGCUAGGGGAAAGGAACUUUUGAAGAAUGCAUCAGUAAAAAUAUCCCAUGGAAAGAGGUAUGGUCUGGUUGGACCAAACGGAAAGGGCAAAUCUACACUGCUGAAGCUACUAGCCUGGAGGAAGAUUCCAGUGCCAAGAAACAUUGAUGUGCUUCUAGUUGAACAGGAGGUUGUUGGUGAUGAUAAGACUGCGCUUGAAGCAGUCGUUUCGGCUAAUGAAGAACUUGUCAAACUUCGGCAGGAGGUUGCAACAUUGCAGAACUUAGGUUCUGCUUCAGAGAGUGAGGCAAAAGAUGACGAUGAUGAUGACAAUGAUACAGGAGAGAAGCUUGCUGAAUUAUAUGAGAAGUUGCAAAUAAUGGGUUCAGACGCUGCAGAAUCUCAAGCUUCAAAGAUUCUUGCUGGGUUGGGAUUCACAAAGGAUAUGCAAGGCCGUCCAACUCGGUCCUUUAGUGGUGGUUGGAGAAUGAGAAUUUCAUUAGCCAGGGCACUCUUUGUGCAGCCAACUCUAUUGUUGCUUGACGAGCCUACUAACCAUCUUGACCUGAGGGCUGUCCUAUGGUUGGAAGAAUACUUGUGUAGAUGGAAGAAAACCUUGGUUGUUGUUUCACAUGAUCGGGAUUUCUUAAACACAGUUUGCACUGAGAUUAUUCAUCUACAUGACCUGAAACUCCACUUUUACCGUGGAAACUUUGAUGAUUUUGAAAGUGGGUACGAGCAACGUCGCAAAGAAGUUAAUAAGAAGUUUGAGAUUUAUGACAAGCAGGUGAAAGCUGCUAAAAGGAGUGGGAAUCGAGCUCAGCAGGAGAAGGUCAAGGAUCGAGCAAAGUUUGUGCAAGCUAAGGAAGCAUCAAAAAGUAAAGGUAAAGGCAAAAGCAAUGCUGAUGAGGAUGACACACCACCUGAGGUCCCACAUAAGUGGCGGGAUUACAGUGUGGAGUUUCACUUUCCUGAACCUACUGAGCUUACACCUCCACUCUUGCAACUAAUUGAAGUCAGCUUCAGUUAUCCUAAUCGGCCAGAUUUUAGGCUCUCAAAUGUUGAUGUGGGCAUUGAUAUGGGGACCCGAGUUGCUAUUAUUGGACCCAACGGAGCUGGGAAAUCUACAUUGCUCAAUCUCCUUGCAGGUGAUUUGGUUCCGAGUGACGGUGAAGUACGGAGGAGUCAGAAGUUGAGGAUUGGUAGGUACUCUCAGCAUUUCGUGGACCUCCUGACUAUGGAUGAAACACCAGUUCAGUAUCUUCUUCGUCUUCAUCCAGACCAGGAGGGUCUUAGCAAGCAGGAGGCUGUCCGUGCAAAGCUCGGAAAAUUUGGACUACCUAGCCACAACCAUCUUACUCCAAUUGCAAAAUUAUCCGGAGGACAGAAAUCACGGGUCGUCUUCACCUCAAUAUCCAUGUCAAGGCCCCACAUCUUGCUGUUGGACGAGCCCACAAAUCAUUUGGAUAUGCAGAGUAUUGACGCUCUGGCUGAUGCACUUGAUGAAUUCACUGGUGGAGUUGUACUGGUCAGUCACGAUUCGAGAUUGAUAUCGCGCGUAUGCGACGAUGAAGAGAAGAGUGAAAUUUGGGUCGUUGAAGAUGGUACUGUACGGUCAUUCCCAGGGACUUUUGAGGAGUACAAGGAAGAGCUACAAAGAGAGAUUAAAGCUGAAGUUGACGAGUAAUUAUGCAUUGGUAGUGAUAUAUGUUUGUACACUUCACAAUUAAAAUUUUGCAGGCUUUGGCUCUCUGAAUACAGAGAAUAGACAUUGGUCUUUGUUCUACAGAUGCGUCUUUUUUUUUUUUUUUUCCUUUUAAUGAGUGUACGAUUAUUACCUUAUGUCCCGAACAAAUAAAGUUGGAUGUUACGUCAAUACAGUUUAAUUAAAAUUACAUUUAUGAAAAGUGAUGUAAUAAUCCUUGUUAGGACAAGGCCAUUACAAACAUAGGGUUACAAACCCCUAUGAUAUUUUGAGACGUGAAAUGGAAGACGGUUUAUGGA